AUGGAACCAGGAUCCCCCCACCCAGAGCGAUCCCCACAACCACUGCGCAAAUCUAGCAGUCCAAAGAGGACCUGUGCCAGAAGGUCACCAGCACAGAUGAUGGAGAAACCCAGGAAGAGGAAACACUGUUCCCGGGACUCCAGCCACGACAGGACAGGAAAUGAGGACAGCUCCAAGAGGAAAAAGAGACCAAAGUCCUCUGUAGAGAAGUCUGAGCCGAAAGCCAACGGCCACCAUGGUGGGCCAUCCUGCUGCCCUGAACCCAGGCACACAGCCCCACCACCACUAAGGAAGAGCCUGGUGACCUCUAUGCGAGCCAUGUCUGAGGACAUUUAUAGAGACACGGUCCAGCUUCAGGCCCAGCUCCAUGGCUCCCUGCUCACCCAGGAGCAGGUCUCUGAGCUCACACAGCUCUCAGCGUCUCUGAGAGGCAUGGUGCAGACCUUGUACAGCUUGGCCACCCAGGCAGGCUUUGUGUUCCCUGCUGAGCCCUGGCUGGUCCCAGCCCCCAUGGCUGCCCCCUGGGAGCUGCCUGAGAAGGAAUCUCACAGUCCUUCCUUGGAUGGAGGAGAGAAGCUCACAGGUCCUGCCAGCCCAUCAGACAAGUCCUGA
Messenger RNA from Acomys russatus (golden spiny mouse), 612 nucleotides. RefSeq names its product protein FRG2-like-2. The record is from RefSeq and is a predicted model, not a curated record. NCBI's taxonomy places the organism in Eukaryota, Metazoa, Chordata, Mammalia, Rodentia, Muridae. Bases 1 to 612 code for a protein of 203 amino acids. The transcript has 3 exons.